Molecule: messenger RNA, 3972 nt
Organism: Penaeus vannamei (Pacific white shrimp)
Lineage: Eukaryota; Metazoa; Arthropoda; Malacostraca; Decapoda; Penaeidae
Source: RefSeq, a predicted model, not a curated record
AUGUCGAAGGUUCCAGAGCCAGGAAGUGAGAGCGGCGCCGUCGGGGAAGCUCAGGUAAUUUUGGCGGGAAACGGAGGCGAGGAGCGCGCGGCCGAGGCAGGGAAGCAAGCCCUACCUGACGUGGUGGAUUUGUUCAGGAAGGUGAUGAGUAAGCUGGAUAAGACUGGUGAGGACAUGAACAGACUUAGUGAGGCGAUGAGGAAAAAUCAUAAAGAAGUGAAUAGUGCGUUCUGCCGAUUGAAAGACUUUGUGUGGUGUGGGCUGGAGGAAGUGCGGGAAGAAGCACGACGCCAUACUGAUGAUGCAGGCACUGCACUGAGGGAAGUGACAGAAAGGGAAAUGCAAGCUUGUCGGGAAGAAAUCAGUGCACUACAGCUGGCGUUGAAGGAGCAGAGCACUACCAUGGAUAGACUCCAGGAGAGGAAAAUGGAGCCCCCGGAAGAGGAAAGGCUGCCGAAGGACGUGUGCUCUGAUCCUGGUGAGUGGAUGGCAUGGCAGCGUGAUUUACCUGUAAUCAGUUCACCCCUCUGCACUCUCCCGCGCCAGUGUCUUCAAGCCUCCCCUCAUGACUGCCAGCGAUGGAGGAAACCAUCUGAGUUUGAUGGGAAGGUAGCCUGGGAGGCCUACCUGGCUCAGGUUGAGCUCCUGGCAGGCGCUCAAGACUGGGACGACAAUGAGAAGGCUUUGCAGCUCAUUUCCGGUCUUCGUGGGGUAGCACUGGAAGUGCUGGCUCAUUUAACUUCACAGCAGCGAACAGUUUACUCCCAUGUGGUGGGAGCGCUCCAACGGAGGUUCGGCCAUCACCAUCAGGCUGAGAUGUACCUGGCCCGCCUUAAGGCCAGGGUGCGAGCCAGGGGUGAGUCUCUUCCUCAGUUGGCUCAGGAGUUAGAGACGCUCGUCCGCCACGCCUACCCCGCCGCUGCCGAGGACAUGGUGACCGUCCUGACGCGGGAUUAUUUUGUAGAUGCGCUGCAGGAUCGGGAGCUGCAGUUAUACAUCGAGCAGGCACACCCGGAGGACGUGCAGGUAGCUCUGGCGAGGGCACUGGAGCUGGAGGCGUUCCUGCGUACUUCAAGAGUUUCGGGCCCGGCGCACCUAAGUGGGGGAGUCGCCCGUGGAACAGUCUGGUGCUACCCAGCGAGUGAGUCUGACAGGCUUCCAGUGUAUCUGCUGGAGGUGCGGCAAGAAGGAGCACCGCCGGAGUACUGCCCGAGGGGACGGCGGACGCGUUCCCUAGAAAGGAAACCAAUUUCUGCCUUCCAGCCAUGCUGUGCGAGCUGUGGGCGUUACGGCCACUCAGUUACUCAGUUGCCUGUACUGGCUCUAAAGACAUGCAGGUGGGAAACGAGGAGGGGCUGGAUGCGGGGGCCAACAGCCAGCCCACGCUCAUCGGGUCCCACACAGUGUAAUCUGUCGCCGUACAGCCGCUCCAACGGUCCAUAUAAGAGGAACCGUGGAUGGGAAGCCAUGUCGAAUGAUAAUGGAUACGUGGAUACGGGCGCUGAGAAAACCAUCAUGCGCCCCGAUGUGUUAACUGCGAGAGACUAUCAUGAGGAACCAAGACAACUCUGUGGGGUCACGGGGCACUGUACGCCACUCAGGGGACCAGUUGAGGCACGAUUCAGUGUGGGUGGCAGUGAGGAGGUACUGCCUGUGUAUGUCGCCGAGAUGGAGGACCCUUGUCUCUUGGGAAUUGACUACCUUAUGCAGGUUGGAGCGUGUAUCGACCUGAAGAAAUGGAAACUAAGGAUACGAGAAAAAGAAGUGCCCUUGUCUCUCGGCGUCGCUCCAGCAGAGGUAGUGAUGGCUGUGUGUGAGUGUAUUGCCUCGGACACAGAGCCUAAAGUGACCUUUGAGUUGUCUGGGAAGUUAGAAAAUCAUGACUGCAUGAUCGAGUCCAUAGAACCAUUGGAGCAGGCAGACGACAGUGAGGAGGUAACCUUUCAGAAAAGACUACCUGGAAAUGAGGGGGUGGUUAAUGAUAUUUCCCUUCCUGACCACCUGACUGAUCUGGCACGGAGGAGUGCCAUACAUCUUGACCAUCAGCAGCAAGAGAGGUUAGGAAGCACCCUGACGAGGUAUGCUGAUGUGUUCAGCAAGGGUGACCUCGACCUGGGCCGUACAGGACUUGUUCAGCAUCACAUUAGGACAGGAGAUGCUCUGCCUAUUAAACAUGCCCCUCGGAGAAUUGCACCAGCCCGGCUGACCAAGAAAGACGGAACCAAGCGGUUCUGUGUGGACUAUAGGUCGCUUAACAACGUGACAGCAAAGGACUCUUACCCCUUGCCGCGUAUGGAUGACACGCUGGACGCUAUGGCCGGCGCUCGUUGGUUCUCCACGCUAAACUUAAAAUCUGGCUACCACCAGGUGGAGAUGGCAAGGGAGGAUAAAGCUAAGACAGCCUUCUCUUUUGGCCAGGGGCUGUGCCAGUUCACUGUUAUGCCCUUCGGCUUGUGCAACGCCCCUAGUUGCUUCGAACGGCUGAUGGAAAGAGUCUUGGAGGGUCUGCAGUGCAGGACGGCCCUUGUCUACCUCGACGACAUUAUUGUCUUUGGAGGAUCAUUUGAUGAGGAGCUAGAGCGACUGGAGGUGGUGCUUCGCCGGCUGAGGGCUGCCAACUUUAAGCUCAGUCCUAAAAAGUGCCUGUUCUUCCAGUCCGAGGUUCCAUUCCUGGGGAACAUCGUUGGUAGAGACGGGGUAAAGACCGACCCCCAGAAGGUAGCUGCAGUACAGGACUGGCCUGUCCCCACUUGUGUAGCUGACGUGAAGAGUUUCGUGGCUUUUGAUAGCCUGAAGCAAGCCUUAGUUGAGGCCCCUGUACUGCCUUACCCUGAUCCAGCUAGAUCCUACCUGUUGGAUACUAAUGCUAGUGCUGAAGUGAAAAGCACCGAGCAUUUCCAUCCUUACCUGUAUGGUGCUAAAUUCCUUAUCCGCACGGACCAUGCUGCCCUGCAAUGGUUAAAGACUCUCAAGGCACCUGAAGGACAGCUGGCGCGGUGGUUGGGUCGCCUAGAGCAGUACCACUAUGAGGUUCAGCAUCGGCCCGGUCGCGUCCACAAUAAUGCUGACAGCCUGAGCCGCCGCCCUUGUGAACCAGAGUGUCAACACUGCUUGAGGAGGGAAGAGCGGGUCGCAUGCCGGCAGCUCCAAGUCUGGGGAGACUCUGUAGACGCCGAGGAAAGAUGGCGUCAGGUACAGAGGGAGGAUGAUGACCUAACUCCCCUGAUCAAGUGGAUGGAGGCAUCCCCAGAGCGUUCUGGUUGGCCACAAGUAACAGCAGAGAGCCCUGUCACCAAGCACUUGUGGCAGCAGUGGGCCAUGUUGCGACUGGAGAAUGGAGUAUUACAGCGGCGCUGGGAUGAUGCUCGUGGACGGCCAAGUUACUGGGUGGUGCUGGUACCUCAUACCCUGAGGAGAGACCUGUUGCAUGAGUUGCAUGGUGGGAUCACCAGCGGCCACCUGGGUGUGAAAAGAACUCUGACUAGAUUAAGGCAACGCUUCUAUUGGGUAGGAAUGAGGCGAGACGUUCAGGAGUGGUGUCGCACCUGUGAAGUGUGUUGUGCCAGAAAUGGGCCUGUGAAGAAGAACCGUGCACCCUUCCAGCUGUACCAGGUCGGCGCACCCCUGGAGAGGGUGGCUGUGGACAUCGUCAGGCCGUUCCCUGUCACUACACGGGGAAACAGAUUUAUUUGUGUGGUAAUGGACUACUUUACUAAGUGGCCUGAAGCAUAUGCACUCCCUGAUCACGAGGCAGAGACAGUGGCAGAAGCUUUGGUGAAUAACUUCAUUACACACUUCGGAGUGCCUUGCGAACUACACUCUGACCAGGGGCGGGAGUUUGAGUCCGUGGUAUUCCAAGAGUGCUGUCGACUGCUGGGGAUCAAGAAGACCCGCACCACCGCCUUGAGGCCUCAGUCUGACGGCUUGGUGGAGCGAUUCAACAGGACGUUGAUCCAUGAAGUGGCCAAGUAA